GCGAGUCAGUCGACGAUCUGCCGGCCGAGAGCGCGGAUGCGUCGGACGAGAUUGUAAUCGUCGUACGGUGCCCCGCAGAGAUAAUUAUUCGCUCGGCACGCUCGCCCUUUCAACCCUCUCUCCCGAGAGCGCCGCAAAAUAAUAAUAAUAAUAAUAAUAAUAAUAAUAAUAGUAAUAAUAGUAAUAACAAUAGUAUAUAAUAAUCGCUCCCGGCUCGUCGUUAUUCUCCAACGUCGUCGUUCUCGUCGUCGUCGAACAUCAUCGUUACUGUCGUCGUCGUCGUCUUCGUCGUCUUCGUCGUCGUCGUCGUCCUUGCCGUGAUAAACGUUCUCCUUGUCUCCAUAGUCAUCGUCGUUGCUGCUGCGGACGGAGAGAGGGGAUAGAGAGUGAUAGAGGGGGAAGGAGAGAGAGAGGGAGGAAGGAAGGAAGGAAGGAAGAAGCGGAGAAGCAAAGGCGCCACCCCUGAGUGGUAAAGUCUCUCCGCCCAACCAACCCUGUCGUGAAGGAAAGAGAGAGAGAAAGCUUGCCAACCGUAGGGGCAAACUAACGAAUUAGAAGGGAACGAACGAACGAAUAAACGAACGAAUAAACGAACGAACGAACGAACGAAUAAACGAAAGAACGAACGAAUAAACGAAAGAACGAACGAAUAAACGAACCAAUAAACGAACGAACGAACGAACGAACGAACGAACGAACGAACGAAGGAAAGAAGGAAGGAAGAAAGGAGCGAACGGGCGUGCGAGCGAGCGCUAUUCUGCCAGCGCCACGGCGGUUCCCCUCUAUCGAUCGAAUUUGACCUGCGAAGUUUCCCCUAGCGUCGACGGCCUCACCGCCGUCGUUCGCCACCACCGCCGCCGCCGCCGUCGUCGUCGUCGUCGUCGUCGCGUCGCCGCCGUCGCCGUCGCCGCCGCCGCCGCCGUCAUCGUCGCCGUUCGCCGUCGCCGUCGCCUUCGUCGUUUCUCGUCGCUGUCGUUGCCGUUGUCGUCGUUGACGUCGUUGCCGUCGCCGUUGCCGUCGCCGUUGCCGUUGUAGCCGCCACCGCCGCCACCACCGCCGCCGCCGCCGUCGCCGCCGCCGCCGCCGCCGCCGCCGCCGCCACCGCCGCCGUCGUCGUCGCCGCCGCCGUCGUCGUCGUCGUCGUCGUCGUGUGUGCGGUUAGUGUGACACAGCCGAGCAGUGCUGGCUAUCGUACACUUGGAUCCACCGGCGAGACUGUGCCCGACUGACUAACAGACACACACACAUACACACCUAUACAGGAUUAACGCGCUCGGCAUGGCUGCCCCAGCCGCCUGCACGCGGUUUAGUGACAACUAUGAUCUCAAGGAGGAACUCGGCAAAGGCGCCUUCUCCGUGGUACGCCGAUGCGUUCAAAAGAGUUCCGGUCUCGAGUUUGCUGCAAAAAUUAUAAAUACCAAGAAACUCUCGGCGAGAGAUUUCCAGAAGCUCGAGCGCGAGGCACGGAUAUGUAGGAAAUUGCAGCAUCCAAAUAUCGUGAGACUACACGAUAGCAUACAAGAGGAAAACUAUCACUAUCUUGUCUUUGACUUAGUCACCGGCGGAGAGCUUUUCGAGGACAUCGUUGCGAGAGAAUUUUACAGCGAGGCGGAUGCCUCCCAUUGUAUUCAACAAAUCUUGGAAAGCGUCCACCACUGCCACCAUAACGGAGUUGUGCACAGGGACUUGAAACCAGAAAAUUUACUUCUUGCAAGUAAAGCAAAAGGUGCGGCUGUGAAAUUAGCAGAUUUUGGAUUGGCGAUCGAGGUGUCCGGUGAAUCGCAAGCAUGGUAUGGUUUCGCUGGAACGCCCGGCUACCUCAGUCCGGAAGUCUUGAAGAAAGAACCUUACGGGAAACCCGUCGACAUUUGGGCAUGUGGCGUCAUUCUUUACAUUCUUCUUGUUGGUUACCCGCCAUUUUGGGACGACGAUCAACACCGACUGUACGCUCAAAUAAAGGCAGGCUCCUACGAUUAUCCAAGCCCAGAAUGGGAUACCGUCACGCCAGAAGCAAAGAAUCUUAUCAAUCAAAUGUUAACGGUGAAUCCAAGCAAAAGGAUCACCGCGAACGAGGCAUUGAAGCAUCCAUGGAUCUGCCAACGUGAGCGUGUUGCAUCGGUGGUGCAUAGGCAAGAGACUGUGGAUUGCUUGAAGAAAUUCAAUGCAAGACGCAAAUUAAAGGGCGCUAUUUUGACGACGAUGUUGGCGACGCGGAACUUUUCCAGUAAGUAUGAUGCACAGGGUCGAAGCAUCAUCACGAAGAAAGGCGAUGGCUCUCAGGUGAAGGAAUCCACCGACAGCAGCACAACGAUCGAGGAUGACGAUGUCAAAGAGGAUAAGAAGGGCGGCGUCGACCGGAGCAGCACGGUCAUUGCCAAAGAACCCGAAGGAUCGAGUUCCGGCGGUGGUGUAACGCCGAGCAAUCCAGGAGGCGCACUUUUCUCCUUGGUAGAUAGCACUACGUGCGGUCUCCUCAACAAGCAACCUACUACCAGUCAGGGCCAAGCGCAGGCACAAAUUCUAAAUCAGAGCCAAGUUGGUUCGAGUCAAGUGACUGGUCAAGCGACGAGUCAGCCGACGGGUCAGGCUCAAGUACAGGCCACGGCCAGUCCUCUCGGAUUAGCCGCUGUACUCCUUCAGGGAGCGCAAGCUGGCAGCACAGGAAGCGUGGGCAGCGGUUCGAGCAGUUCGAGCGGCAACAGCCAGAACAGUCAAACCGGGGCGUCGCCCUCCUCAACGGCCACGGUUUACCUCAGCAACGCCAACAACGCGCCGACGGGGGUGCCGUCGCGACGCCAUGACUCCUCGGCCACCGACAUAAGAAUCGUGUGUCCUAUCAAGACCUGCAGCCAGCUUUCGACGAACUCCCAGUGCUCAGCACGUCGUCAAGAGAUCAUCAAAAUGACGGAGCAAUUGAUCGAGAGUAUCAGUACCGGUGACUUCGAGGGUUACACGAAAAUCUGUGAUCCACACUUGACCGCAUUUGAGCCAGAGGCUCUAGGUAAUUUAGUCGAGGGAAUGGAUUUCCACAAAUUUUACUUUGAUAAUGCGGUCCUCGGGAAGAACUGCAAGGCCGUCAACACGACGAUCCUGAAUCCACACGUGCACUUGCUCGGUGAGGAUGCUGCGUGUAUCGCUUACGUCAGGCUCACACAGUAUAUGGACAAGCAAGGGGUAGCACACACUCACCAAAGCGAAGAGAGCCGCGUCUGGCACAAGAGGGAUAACAAGUGGCAGAACGUGCAUUUUCAUCGGAGCGCGGUGACGGGGCCAACGUCGUUCUCCUUCAGUCACAAAUAAACCGUCUGAAUAUUAUAUUAGCAUCAAGCCGGGAUGCUGUUGUUCGUCGCUCCGCAACAUACCAACAACGCAACGUUGCAUCAUCCGGAUUAGAAAGAAGCACGAGAGAAGAAAAGAGACAUAUAUAUAUAUGUAUAUGCACAAACUAUAUACAUAUAUAUAAAUAUAUUUAAGAAGAUAGAGGGAUAGAAAGAGAGAGAAUGGAAGGGAGGUGGAGAGAGAGAGAGAGAGAGAGAGAAAGGGGAGGGAGGUGGAGAGAGAGAGAGAGAGAGAGAGAGAAUAUCGAGCGAACGCAAAGAGCGUUCAUGAGCGGCCAGAGACACGGACAUAGCGCGAUGAUGGAAUGGUUUCAAAAAGAAAAAAAAAGAGAGGAAAUGCAGAGAGAAAGAAAUCAGCAGGAUAUAAUUCGCGAGAAGUUAAUUAGUACUAAGCGCGACAAAAAAAAAAUGAGUAAAUAAAAACAAACAUAUAAGGAAAUGUCUAAUUUAUUGUAAGGAAUUCCGCGUGCAUUGCGUCACGUGCCUCAGUCUCAAGAAAACGAACGGAAGAAGACAUAUAGUAGUCGCCGAAGGUCUCGUCGGAUAAUAACGGAAGCAUCCGAUAAUCUUAUAUAGGGAAAAUUCCUCAUCGUAUGUUAAAGAAUAACAACAAGAUCCCUACAUAUCUAUUGUCUUCCUUCGCACUUUCCUCCUAACGAAUUUUCUUCACCUCGAAAUGGACGGACAAGGAAGUUGGUUCGAUUUUAUCGUUGAAAAAAUUCCAGAGUCUAGCAAAGAGGUGAUUUCUUUGGAAUGUCAGCUAUAAGUCAGACAUUCCUCGAUGCAAUCAAUGAGAAUCUAAUAAUGUAAUCUGGAAAUAUAAUAUAAGGAAUAAAAAAAAAAAAAAAGAAAAGAAAAGAAAAGAGAGGAAAAAAUGAAUUAAAAAAAAGAAAAAAGAAACGGACAUGACGGAGUCGAUGUUGCGUGCGAAAUAAGUUAUAUUAAAAAAAAAGAAGAAGAAGAAGAAAGAAAGAAAAAGAAAAAAAAACAGAAGGAAAGAAAGGACAGACGAAGCAGAGACCUUUUGCGGCCGCGGAAUUCGCCGCCGUCUACGGCAAACCCUUUUGUUUAGCCAUUGUUAGCCAUUGUACAGAGCAUUUCUUCCAUGUCCAAGCUUUUACUUCUUCUUUUCCUUCGUCUCUUAUAGAACGAACGCGUGCCUCCGUAUUCCGACGCCUUGCAGAUCGAUCUUUCAAAAAAUAUGCUGUCUAUCUUCGCCGAACGCCGAAACGAUCGUUCUUACAAACCAUUUUCGAAAUAUCACGGUGAUACGAGUUCUUCUUCGUGAAGAUCAAAUUACAGUCCGAUUACAUUCGAUAAAUCUGAUACGAAAACGCGAAUCGUCUUCCUUAGAAUCACUCGUUGAAAGCGUUGAAAAUGCGAAGAUAUAAAUUAUUUUUUAAAAGGAAAUUCAUCUGCAUCGCUUACGCAACUCGUAUUCUCUCGAGGGGCACGCGUACAAUCAAAUAUAAAAGUUUCAAUCUUAUCGACGCGAGAAAGCAUUUGGCGAUUGACGUUAAGUGAAACAGAAAAAAAAAGAAAAAAAAACAAGAAGAAGAAGAAACAAAGAAAAAAAAAAACGAGAAAACUUGAUAACUUUGCCAAA
Messenger RNA from Vespula vulgaris, 4944 nucleotides. It is a transcript of the gene CaMKII, whose product is annotated as calcium/calmodulin-dependent protein kinase type II alpha chain. The transcript is spliced from 19 exons. The coding region runs from base 1279 to 3300 and encodes 673 amino acids. Gene Ontology annotation, biological process: protein phosphorylation. The record is from RefSeq and is a predicted model, not a curated record. NCBI's taxonomy places the organism in Eukaryota, Metazoa, Arthropoda, Insecta, Hymenoptera, Vespidae. Gene Ontology annotation, molecular function: calcium/calmodulin-dependent protein kinase activity; calmodulin binding; ATP binding. Gene Ontology annotation, cellular component: neuron projection; cytoplasm.